CAUGUUUAGGUGUUCCUGGCGCUUGGUUGGUUCGGUUGGUUCUUUAUUCUAUGGGCGCUCUUUGGCCGCAACAGCCUUUCCGCUUUUGCGUAUAAAUCGCGCAUUGGUGCACAAGUGCGUCCAUCGCGACCGCAAAAACUGCACAAUAAUGCAUUUGUCGAAGGUGGUCGAGGUACUAGAACGUAUAGCCCCGCCCUCGACAGCAGCGUCGUGGGACAACGUCGGUCUGCUGGUCGAGCCUAGCGGUUCGCCGGUAGUGAAGAACGUGCUCCUAACGAACGACCUUACUCUACAAGUGAUGGACGAAGCUGAGCAGCGAAACGCCCAGCUCAUCGUGUCCUAUCACCCACCCAUCUUCACGCCUCUGCGCGCGCUUCGUCAGUCUCAGUGGAAGGAGCGGCUCGUGAUCCGCUGUCUCGAGAGGGGCAUCGCUGUCUACUCGCCGCACACAGCCUGGGACGCGGCUGACGGCGGGGCCAACGACUGGCUCGCCUCGUGCCUCGGAUCUUCGACUACAGAGCCGCUGACGACCGAUGGCGCGGGGCGGCGGCUGCGGCUCGAGCCACCCAUGGUCCUAGAAGAGCUCGCAGCGCGGCUCGCAAAGCACGUGGGCGCACCGAAAGUACGGCUGGCGCUCGCCGCGCGCCACACCACCAGCUCUGCGAUCUCGCACGUCGUCCUGUGCGCCGGAUCGGGCGUUUCCGUGCUGCGCGAGGCCUUCGACGAGGCCGAGCUGGUCGUGACUGGCGAGAUGUCGCACCACGACAUACUGGACGCCACACAGCGGGGCGCGUCCGUGUUCCUGUGCGAGCAUGCAGCAUCCGAGCGCGGGUCUCUGGGCCGAUUGGCCGAGCGGCUGAGCCGAGAGGCGCCCGAGCUCUCCGUGGUAGUUUCGCAAACAGACACUGGACCCCUUCAACUCGUCUAAUUUCUUUAUUGUCGCUACUUAACCGGUUUCAUGUGCCAGAGGCCGUCAUUGAGGUAGUGCACGUUCUCCACUCCGAUGCCUUUGUUGAUGCUGGCUCUGCGAGCAACAGUACACAAAAUAAUGUUUGUACCAGUUUGACUGUAAAAUAUUGCACUUCACCAUGCCAAAAACAGUGCAGCAGUUGGUUAUCACUAUUACCGAGGAGCGUGUAUAAGAGUUGUUCCUGUUCAACCUCAAAAAAUACUAGCCAGUGCUACCAUG
This is a messenger RNA of Dermacentor andersoni, 1189 nucleotides long. Its product is annotated as NIF3-like protein 1. Lineage: Eukaryota; Metazoa; Arthropoda; Arachnida; Ixodida; Ixodidae. The record is from RefSeq and is a predicted model, not a curated record. Gene Ontology annotation, cellular component: mitochondrion; cytoplasm.